AUGGUCGGCGACGAUCGAGGCGUUGAGGCGGCAAUGGGAGUCGGCGAUCGUGGCGUUGAGGUGGACACGGCCGGCGGCGAUCGAGUCGUUGAGACGGCGACGGUGUUCAACGAUCGAGGAAAGGCUCCGAUUCCACCAGAGUGGCGAAACGAGCAUAUCAAUGAGUUGGGGGAUGAUGUGAUGCUGGAUGAUGCUUUGUGCAUGAAAGUUACAUCUGCUCUGAAGGAAUGUGGAGAAGAUAAUAGCGGCAAUGAAUUGGGAGUUAAUAAUGUGAUGUUGAAGGAGGAUGCCUUGCACAAGGAAAUUUCAUCUGUGACGAAGAAUAAUGAUUUGGUUGUUUUUACUUUAGUUGCUUAUAUCCAUUUUACUGUUGACAAAGAUGGCUUGUGGACCUGUACAAAGCAUCUGGUUGAUCACAAUCAUGAUCUUGUGCCGAAUGAAAUGAUUGGACUUCUUCGAUCUCAACGUGAAGUAGAUGAAAAUGAUAUGAAGAUAAUCAGAGACAUGACAAGGAGUGGCAUCCCUUUGGUUGAUGCAUUUAAGCAGGAGCAGUUAGAGGUCUCAAAUGAUGGCAAUACUGUGACGUACCAUGUUUGGCGGUUUGGGAUAGAGCACUUUAAGCAUGUGGUUGUACAUGACACUAGGUUACAGAGAUUCUCAUGCACAUGCAGGUCAAGCAUAGCUAAUGAGGGAGAUGGAAAAGCUGCUGGGCCAUUGCUGUGGAAGGCACUAAUUAUGAGACGAUUUUCAGACUUGGUGUAUGCAAGUGAAUAUAACAAAGAUGCAAAGGAAUUUUGUGAUGAGGCUGUUGACAGGCUUAAAGAAGAACUUGACAGUUUCAUUGGUUCAAAUAAUAAUGAUGAGUCUGUAGACAAUGAUGGUUUUUAUAAAGAAUCCGACUACCGAACAAGAGCUUCAGUUGCAUCAGACCUGCAUUAUCAAAGCAUGCCAUUUCCUUAUCCAAAGGGAGCUGCUCAACAUUUUACAGGCUCAGGAAGUUUUGCUGCUGUGAAUGCUUCCCGUCAAAGCGUGCCAUCUUUGAACGUAAAUUCCGGUGGAUUCUCAUUUGCUAAUCCAAGCGUAGCUGCCCAGCAUUUUUCAUGGGCAGGGGCUUCCACUUCUGUGAAUGCUUCUGAUCAAAAGCAUGCCUAUUUUAACUUGAUUGAUGGAGACCAUCUAGCUAACACUAAUGGAGAGGGACAUGUUGCUGCCAAUACUGGAGAAGACGAGCAAGUUGAGGUCGUGAAUGCUAAUGAAGGAUCUAAAGAUGCUGCUUUAAAGAAUAAUCCUUACAUUCGUGAUCCACUUUCAAAAAUUGUUGGACCAAUGACUCGUGCUAGACGCAAGAGGAUGAAUGAAUCACUUAAUAGUGUAAUUGUUACUACAUGGGCUAAGGAGGAAAUUAAGCUUGAAGAUUACAAGUCCAAGACUAUUAAUUUGCUGCAAGUAACACCAAAUGGAUUUGGCCCAUUUGGAGAGAAGAAUUUCGGCCCUCAAUCCUCAAAGGGACCGCCGGCCACAUCUCCUCAUGUUGGUCGAAUUGCUCCCUAA
Oldenlandia corymbosa var. corymbosa is the source of this 1551-nucleotide messenger RNA. The record is from the annotation of a GenBank genome assembly. Lineage: Eukaryota; Viridiplantae; Streptophyta; Magnoliopsida; Gentianales; Rubiaceae.